Molecule: messenger RNA, 723 nt
Organism: Funneliformis caledonium
Lineage: Eukaryota; Fungi; Glomeromycota; Glomeromycetes; Glomerales; Glomeraceae
Source: the annotation of a GenBank genome assembly
CUCUGGGAUGAUUAUUCCUGUAAGCUUGUUGCUGCUAGCUUCUAUUACUUUGCACUUUUCAAUAUGCUUUUAGUUGGUUCACUUGCUUUAGUCAGUUAUCUACGAGCAAUGAUUCUUAAUACCGGAAUAUUUGAUUAUAGAAUAUUUCUCUUUCCCGCAUUUUUACCGGCUCUUUUAUCUAUACCAGCGUGGCCAUCAUUUGGAGGUGAUGGUUAUUGGUGUUUUCAAAACAGGGAAUCAGCAUUUAUUCCUUUAUCUUUACUUUAUGCGGAUAUUUUGAUAUUGAUGACAUCAUUAUUUUGUUAUAUUGGAAUAGUGCAUGCUAUCAAUGUGUCCCGGUUUAGAAAUGACCAAGAAAAUUUUUGUACAGCAAACAAAAAAAUCAUUGGGUACCUUUUUACGUAUAUUUUGCAGUGGACUCCUGUUAUGAUCUAUAUAAUAACUGAUAUUGAACGUCAAGCGAAUAUGUGGGUAUUUGCAAUCUGUAUUACAUCAUUACCAAUAGGAGGAAUACUUAAAACGUACCAAUAUAUAUCCAAUGAGGGUUGGUGGAGCGUUGAUUCGAUUGAUGAACAAGACCUAUUAUCAACUAAUCAAAUAACUUCAAUUGAUUACGGAAGUGCACCAAUAAUAAGUCAGUGGCGGGAAUUAUCAGAAGAACUCUCAAAUGAUAAUCGAUCUCAGCAAAUUAUAUCUGACGAGCAGAAUCAUGAUCAAAUUCAA